GAGAAAGAAGUUCUCGUGAAAGAGGAGGAAGAAGAAGAGGCUGUUACAAUACAAAAACAAGUAGAGGGUGAGGCUGUUACAGUGAAAGAAGAAGAGAAAGGCGUUACAGAGAAAGACGCCUUCAGAGUAAAAGAGGAAGGGGCUGUUAUUGUGAAAGAAAAGGAGGAAGAUGCAGUUUUUGGAAUGGAGGAUGAAGUGAAAGAAGAUGAAGACGUUUUUGGAAUGGAGGAUGAAGAGGGGGAGAUUACUGUCACAUUAGAGGAGGACGAAGAAGAGAAGACUGGAGAACUGAUUAACACCAGUAAAUACAGAGAGAGACGGGACUAUCGUGGAUCCUCUGGGGAUCCUCAACAAUAUCAUGAUGCUGAUGAGGCAGAGAGUCUCUCCAGAUCAGAACUACGCAAGAAACACCAGCAGAGAUGUAUAGGGAAGAAAUCUCACUGCUGCUCUGACUGUGGGAAAAGAUUCAACUCUUCAUCAGACCUUAAAAUACAUCAACGAAUUCACACUGGAGAAAAACCUUAUGGCUGUGAUCACUGUGGGAAGUGUUUUACUACAUCUAGCUAUGUAACUAUACACCAGAGAACACACACAGGAGAGAAACCAUAUGUCUGUAGUCAAUGUGGGAAGAGUUUUAUACGGCUACAAACCCUGAAAGCACACCAUAGAAUACAUACUGGAGAAAAACCUUUUGGCUGUGAUCACUGUGAGAAGAGUUUUUCUACAUCUAGCUAUCAAAUUAUACACCAGAGAACACACACAGGAGAGAAACCAUAUAGCUGUAGUCAAUGUGGGAAGUGUUUUACACACAUCAAAAGCCUGAUAGUACACCAGCGGACACACACAGGAGAGAAACCUUAUAGCUGUAAUCAAUGUGGGAAGAGUUUUUCCACAUCUAGCUAUGUAACUAUACACCAGAGAACACACACAGGAGAGAAACCAUAUAGCUGUAAUCAAUGUGGGAAGAGUUUUACUCAGCUAAACAGCCUGAUAGUACACCAGCGGACACACACUGGAGAGAAACCUUUUAACUGUGAUCAAUGUGGGAAGAGUUUUGCUACAUCUAGCUGUCUGACGACACACCAGAGAACACACACAGGAGAGAAAUCUCUUAGCUGUAAUCAAUGUGGGAAGAGAUACUCUGAUAAAAGAUCACUGAUUAAACAUCAGAAAAUACAUGGAGUUGUUUCAUGAUAUCAAUGAAAUAAUGUCUCAAUGUAGAACCUAAACGUUUGCCCCCUGUUCUAUUGAUUUCAGCAUGAUAUGGAUAUUCGGGACAAAUCCAGGCUCUGAAUUGAUAAAGUACUAUUUAUAAGCUUUAACAAAAACUGACUAACAAAAAAUUAGUUGUGUUACACUUACCACGUUGGUGACCCACUUGAAUUAAAAUGCACCACUUCAAAUUGUAGCGAGCUGUUUUCUACAAAUUGUCCUUUAACCAAUGCUGUACACAUUAUUCUCAGAUUCCGUGUGGUUUUUAAGCUCUUAAACUCAUCGAUAUCAUGUUGAAAUCAAUUAUGACUGAUAAGUGUUGCGUUCCUUUGUUUAGCGACCCCUACAUUUAAAUGCAUCACUCCAAAAUGUAGCUGACUGUCUUAUGCAGGUUGUCCUUUAACUAGUGAGGUGAAAGAUUUCUCCUUCCAUUAGUUUUUUUUAGUUGUGUUAAUUUCAACAUCAGGUACAACCUGAUUUCCCCCCUAAUUGAUAUCAGUGAUUUAUUGCUACUUGUCAAAACAACAGUGUUUCUGGUGCUUGUGCAGUUAAAAAUAAAGAGUAAUAUGAUUCUUGUGGCAGAUGUUUGUGUAUAUAGCACAUGUUAUGUUUUCAAUAUAUCACAAACUGUUUCUGCAUAUUGGUUAUUGAUUUGGACAUGUUAAAACUGUGUUUUGUCAUUGGGGCUGUCCCAGCUAGCAAAAUAUAAUUGAAAAGAUGUUGAAAGAAGACCAAUCGGUUGAAAGAUGUAUUUUCUGGGCGUUUUUUUCAAUUACUUGAUAUUUCAUAUUUACAAUUGAAUAAUCACAAUUAUUUACGCAAUCAACUGACCAUUUUUGGGUACAAUUAUAUUGACACUGUUGCCCUACUUUUAUAAUAUCAGGGUUCAUUCUCACAUGUGCCAACCCAAAUGUACUAGAGCAUGACAUUGGGGACCGGGCCCCGAUCCAACAACAUGUCUAUCUAGUGAACCCUGAAAAGAGAGAGAGAAGCUCCGCAGUGAGGUGGAAAGUUACUACGGAUAUUGCAAGAGUUUCCUCUUGAAAUCAGACAUGUCUGUUGUAAGGACAACUUGGUUGCUGAUUCUCUAAAGGGUGGGCAGUCAAAAAGGUUUGAGUUUUGCGUUUAGCCAUUGCGUUGCCAUGGAUCCCAAUUGAUUUUGACUGCAAGUUAUUUUGACAGAGUUCUAGAAGCUAGUGAGUUUUAGGAACACGGGAGUUCUAGAAGCUAGUGAGUUUUAGGAACACGAGAGUUCUAGAAGCUAGUGAGUUUUUCAAAACUUGUGAGUUUCAGAAAGAAAAAGGAGAAAAAAAUGUAUAUAUUUAAAAUUUGUUUUUGCUUGUUUUUAAUUGUUGCCUUCCAGUAGACACCAUGUUUUAUAUUGGUGAAGCAUUGUAGUUGAUUAUAAUGUGAAAUGGAAGUUGUUUUCUGUUGGUGGUGAGCAAACAUUUCCAACAAAAAUAUAGGAUAUAUUUGUUGUCUUAAGGGGGGGAAGGUGUUACAGGCUUUGGUUUUUCCAUUUAUGUUUUGAGGUUGGACUUUAGCACAUAGGAAAAGGGGAUACCUAGUCAGAAUGCAUUCAACUGAAAUGUGUCUUCGGUGCAUUGAUUGGUUUCACCUCGUUAGUCAGUAUGUGUUACACCUGUGCUGGCUUGUCCAUCUCAUUAGUGGGAAGGUGUUUCACCUGAGCUGGUCCAGGUUCUAUGUAGGAGUGUCUGGCCCAGUGCUCCAGUUGUCUUGAUAGAAGUGGAGAGGCAACAUCUUUAGUUGCGCUACCUUUUUGGUUUGCUUCCUGUCUUUAAGUGUGGUGUGGGUUUUUCUUUUGUAUGCCUCUUCUUGGGCAGAUUUAGUGGGUGUCGUGGUGGGUGUCUUUUAGGUCCCAGUUGUUGUUACUAGUCAACUUUCAGUGGACACCCCCAUAGUGUCUUUCAGAACCCCUCCAAAAACCCCACCUGUUUAGUUGUGGUUGUUAGUGACUCUUUGUUAGUUCCCUUUUCUCUUUGAGCAACAUUUUAGACUUGUUUUAUGGGGAACGUAAAAACAAUGUAGUAAAACAAGCUUAUAUUUUGGGUUGGAUAUUGCAUCAUUUAAAAAAAAAUGUUUUAAUCAAUGGCAUUUCCUUAGAAUGUUCAUUAGUCUUUCAGUUGUUAGUCUUGUUUUUUUAUCCUCAUGUUUGUUGUGUACUAAAUAUUGUUUAUUUUAAUUGUUUUUCUCCUGUGAAGUCAUCGCGUUCCAUCCAUGUCUAAAAUGUGCUGUAUAAAUAAAGCUUGAUUUGAACAAACA
This is a messenger RNA of Oncorhynchus kisutch (coho salmon), 3495 nucleotides long. RefSeq names its product gastrula zinc finger protein XlCGF17.1. Gene Ontology annotation, cellular component: nucleus. The transcript has 2 exons. Bases 184 to 1194 code for a protein of 336 amino acids. Gene Ontology annotation, molecular function: RNA polymerase II cis-regulatory region sequence-specific DNA binding; DNA-binding transcription factor activity, RNA polymerase II-specific. NCBI's taxonomy places the organism in Eukaryota, Metazoa, Chordata, Actinopteri, Salmoniformes, Salmonidae. Gene Ontology annotation, biological process: regulation of transcription by RNA polymerase II. The record is from RefSeq and is a predicted model, not a curated record.